Molecule: messenger RNA, 856 nt
Organism: Suillus paluster
Lineage: Eukaryota; Fungi; Basidiomycota; Agaricomycetes; Boletales; Suillaceae
Exons: 5
Coding region: 105-725 (206 amino acids)
Source: RefSeq, a predicted model, not a curated record
AUGUCAUCGACCAGUCGCGACGCGAGAUAGGGUUCUCACCUCUACCUUUCUUCUCCUCCGCACAAACGAAUCGCUGCAAUUAUCCCCCAGACUUGUUCUAGAAAAUGCAGAAACCACAGCGUGAUAUCCCUAAAGUUUUGUCAGCUCUGACCACCCGCAAUCCCGCCGAUUUGCAGGACACUGUAACCAGAUUCUACACGCACGACGCCUCUUUGCGCCACCCUCUCAGCAUCGUGAGCAUGGAACAAACUCAAAGGAGAAGAUUAUCCCCCGACGCUACCAGUAACGUGAAUUCAGCGUCAUACGACAUUAAAAGUAAAGUUCUUAUCGCUGAUGUCACACGGCACUCCGGUGUUAGAUUCAGCCCGUUCAAGGUAGCCCCGUCUCGCCACAUGAUCCGUCUUGAACUCCAGGAGCAUGAUGGGCUAUACUAUAUCCUAUCAGAAGAAGACCUCGUCCACUCCACGGACUUGAUGAAUUCACUUCUGCCGCCUCUGGCUCCACUCGUCCAGCUCGUGCUUAUCUUCUUCGCGUUUAUGGCGGUUGCGGGUUCGAAGGUGUGGUUCUCCAGCUUGCUCCUGUCGGAGAAGCUCUUCGGCAUGGGGAGCGAUACCCAGAGAGGCAAAACGAAACCGGGCUCAAAGAAGUUCACGCAAGCUGAAGACCAAGAGACGGAAGGGAAGUCUAUGCAAAACGGCUCGUCCGGAGGUAAAGCCAAAAAGUGAACACUUGCGCAGCACACUUCAGUUGGGUCUCGAGUCCAUCAGUUUCAUAAUCAUUUGCAGCCGUACUUCAUACACGAUCAGGACACUGUACUUUAUCACCAAUUGUAUUUUUGACGCAGUCAUGAUAGGGG